Nycticebus coucang (slow loris) is the source of this 1735-nucleotide messenger RNA. It is a transcript of the gene TSSK6, whose product is annotated as testis specific serine kinase 6. Bases 634 to 1455 code for a protein of 273 amino acids. Gene Ontology annotation, biological process: intracellular signal transduction; microtubule cytoskeleton organization; protein phosphorylation. Gene Ontology annotation, molecular function: ATP binding; protein serine/threonine kinase activity; tau-protein kinase activity. Gene Ontology annotation, cellular component: cytoplasm. The record is from RefSeq and is a predicted model, not a curated record. The transcript has a single exon. NCBI's taxonomy places the organism in Eukaryota, Metazoa, Chordata, Mammalia, Primates, Lorisidae.
UUCCUACUCCCGCAGAUAAGGUUAUGAUUCAGUCUCAAGGGAGCCCUGGUCCUUGCACUAAAAGCCCUCGGUUUCACCUUCCCUCGGAGGUGAUGUAUAAGCCAUCAAGAAACUCGAGGCUCACAGACAGAGCCAGAUUCCCCAGUUAUGUUCCCUUUUCCCGUUUUUGCCCCUCACUUUGGGGGGCUCUGCGGGAAACCCAAAGCUCCACAUAGUGACCGGGUAGGUACAUGAAGUGGAGGGACAGCUGCUGCUCAAAUUCAGACUCCCAAGGAGGUACCACAAUCCCUUGCUGGGGAUGGAAUGGACUGUGCUCUUCUGUGAUGGUCGGAAACCCUUGCUAGUUGCCUCUCAUCAGAAACUGACCAUUCAGGGCAAUUAUGAGUCACAAAGCACGAGAGGCUUGGGCCUCAUGGACCCCCACCCAGACGCUGAGUGACGCCCACGGUCACUUCACAAGGCAGAAAUUGUUACAGAGGUAAUAAAAGGCAACGCGGCGGCCGGGGCCUGGGAGUGGGCACAUGGGGGUGCGGGUGUGCAGGUGCCAAGCGCCAUGGGUUAGGCCCGAGAUCGGAGUCCGGCCGCCCCCCGACAGCAGCCGCCUCCUGCUCCCCCCGCGCCCCAGGCGCCACCAUGUCGGGCGACAAACUCCUGAGCGAACUCGGCUAUAAGCUGGGCCGCACGAUCGGAGAGGGCAGUUACUCCAAAGUGAAGGUGGCCACGUCCAAAAAGUACAAAGGUACGGUGGCCAUCAAGGUGGUGGACCGGCGGCGAGCGCCGCCGGACUUUGUCAACAAGUUCCUGCCGCGAGAGCUGUCCAUCCUGCGGGGCGUGCGGCACCCGCACAUUGUGCACGUCUUCGAGUUCAUUGAGGUGUGCAAUGGGAAGCUGUACAUCGUGAUGGAAGCCGCCGCCACGGACCUGCUGCAGGCGGUGCAGCGCAAUGGGCGCAUUCCUGGGGCGCAGGCGCGCGACCUCUUCGCGCAGAUAGCUGGCGCCGUGCGCUACCUGCACGAUCAUCACCUGGUGCACCGCGACCUCAAGUGCGAAAACGUGCUGCUGAGCCCUGACGAGCGCCGCGUCAAGCUCACUGACUUUGGCUUCGGCCGCCAAGCGCAUGGCUACCCAGACUUGAGCACCACCUACUGUGGCUCAGCCGCCUACGCAUCACCCGAGGUGCUCCUGGGCAUCCCCUACGAUCCCAAGAAGUAUGACGUGUGGAGCUUGGGCGUCGUGCUCUACGUCAUGGUCACCGGGUGCAUGCCGUUCGACGACUCGGACAUCGCCGGCCUGCCCCGGCGCCAGAAGCGCGGCGUCCUCUACCCCGACGGCUUAGAGCUCUCUGAGCGCUGCAAGGCCCUGAUAGCCGAGCUGUUGCAGUUUAGCCCGUCGGCCAGGCCCUCUGCAGGCCAGGUAACACGCAACAGCUGGCUCCGCGGGGGAGACUCCGGCUAGAAGCCGAGGUUCCCGCCAUUCCCACCGCCCGGAGCACUAAGCCAGCGCAGCGCACACGCUAGAGGCGGCUUCCGAGAACCCUGGAAGCGGCCGCGCGGUGCGCGCACGCGUCCUCUCCUUUCCCUUCCCCACCAGGGUGGGGGCCAUAGUUGCCCCUGUUCAGAAUCUAGACCCUCCGCGAUCCUGAGAGCUGGAGGGCGCACGCGCAACUUCGAUUCCCCGCGAGAAAACCCCAGGAGGGGCGACUCGGGAGGAGACGGAAGCAAUGCGCCUGCGUGGA